AAGAAAGGGGGUGGGGAGGAGGAGGAAGGCGCACGCACGCGCGCAUCAGUGUGUGUGUGUAUGUGUGUAUGAGUGUGUGUGUGUGUGUGUGUCUAUGUGUGUGUGUAUGUACAGUCAGUCCGGUUUUCCUGCUGUAGAAGAGAAAAGGAAAGAGAAAAAAGAAAAAGGGGGAAAAAACCGAGAAAGAUAUGCAUGAUUUUGCAAAGCGUUCAUGAUGGGGAGCUGGAGCGUGCACGCGCCACAUGCGUGUGUCCGCGCGUGCGUGCGGUAGGAGGAGAGGAAAAACGCGGGGAAAGAAAAGAGAGAAGGAAGGAGGGAUUCGGCAUCGCAGCGCGAGCCUAGUAUUUAAUCCUCUGAGUGCUGUGUAUUGUGUGUUCAUCGCCCAAUAGAAGAAAUGGAGUGAUGAAAACCAGAACUCACAAAGAGCCGAUGCCCGUACGUAGUGGGCGAAGGCGGGGUGGCAGUGAGGAGCGGAGGGGGAGACGUCCACAUCCUAGCCCAUCUCGAGCUGAACGAAAUGAGCGUCAAACACAGAGAGCUGCAGGAGAGGAGCUUGGUUGUUUUAACAGACGGCCACAAGGACAGGAUUCAUCCGAAAGCGAUGGAGAGCGAACUAUUCCUCCCCCGAAAAGACAGAAGGUCCAGGACUCUUUGUCCAGUGCCCCAACAUCAACCCAUUCAACUGGCACAACAACUUCAGCACCGCAUCCAACUUCAUGCAACACCCAGUCACGAGAAAGCGACAACGAAGAUGGCCAAUCACAAGGCAGCCGCAGCUCAGCUGGAGGAAGCUUAGCCAAUAGCAGCAGUAGUAUUAGCAGUGGGCGGGAUAUUGAUCAGGACAAUCGGUCCUCUUCGCCGAGCCUCUCUGGCUCCCCGUUGGCCAGUUUGGACUCUGAAUCAGACUCACCGGAUUCACCAAAGCAAGGCGGGAAGGUGAAAGAAGGAGUGUUGCCUAAACUGGGAGGAGCAGGAAGGGGGAAUGACAGUGGCAGUGGAGAAUGUCGGGACACUGAGGGGAAGGAAGCAGAUUUAUCAGUACUGAAAUCACCUUCAUCUCUUUGUCCUUUGAGUGAGACCAGCAGUGCCAGAAAGCCCUACUUUCCUGUUGACCCUAAAAUAGUGCCCAAGAUGGAGUUCUCCACUGUUGUGGGCGAUGAGGCAUUGCAUGGCUGCAGCCGCAGCAAUAUCAACCCCAAAACGGCCUCUCAGUGUGGAGGAAAGAUGGUUGUUGGUGGACCAGAGUAUCCCAAUGUUAGCCAUGCAUCGUCCUCUGCUCUUCCACCUCCACCUGCUUUGAAACCUCUCGAGGCAGGCCAAAAUGCUCCUGGUGAUGUUAAAAUGGAGAAAACUGAGAAAUGCGACAAGGCUCCACCCUCUCUGCUCCCACAGGCCACCGCCAUACCCCAACAGCCCCCUCCCCCUCGCCACACUCAUCACUACAGCCCGACUACAUUGUCAGGCAGUGCUGUUUCCACUUGCCCUGGAAACUGGGGAUACACGCGUUACCCAGGUGUCCACCAUACACCUGUGCAGCAGCAACAAUUGCCCUCUGUCUACAACCCCCCAUCCUCCACCCGUCACUCAUCCCAUCCCCCCUACCUGCCUCCCCCACACCCACCCCACCCACACAGAGAGUACUUGCCCAGGUACAGCAGUCCAGCAGAGCGGGACAGGACUGCAAGGGACAUUGCAAUUAAAGAUGGCACUGCUGGUUCUGGUGCACACAACAGUGCGAAUAUGGGCAGUGACUUUUUAACUCCUGUUCCAGGACAAAACCGAGAAUUUGGAGCACCAGGUCGAGAUGGUCCAUCAGGGGGUCGGGAAUUCCGACCGGGAUUCCGGGAAAGGGAUGCACUGAGAGACUUCUCUUUGCAGAAUCAGAACCAGCAACAUGUAGCACAGGGUCGGGACUUUGGACCUGGUGGAGCAAGUGGGCCUGUGGGUGCAGGUGGAUGUCACCCGAGAGAUAAGGAGGGGAGAUGGGGAGAGUUUGCAAGCCAGAUAAGGGAAGUAGGUGGCAACAGCAAUCCAAGUAAUGUCAACCAAGUAAAUGUUAGCACUUCAAACACCAGUUUACCAUCUACUUCUCCCCAAAACAGUUCAGCCACCCCAAAUAAAGAGUUUCAGACCGCAGUGGAGCAGGUGGGGCAAGGGCAUCAAGGACAUCAAGUCCCUGCUACUGGGUCAGAUCCUCCGUCUACUGCACAUUUCCUAAGGGAAUACCCUCCACCAGAGACCAAGGAGUACCCUUCAGCAGGGUCUCAACCUUCAUCUGCCCCUCAUCCUGGUCCGUCCAGAGAAUACCCAAGUCCCACCAGACUUGCUUCAAAUAUGGGUCGGGAUUUUGCUGGAGGGCCUGCUGUUCCCCACCCACACUAUCUGGUCCAGCCAGGCCUGACUGUCCAAUCUAGGGAGAGAGAAAGAGAGAGGGAGAGGGAAAGAGAAAGGGAGAACAGUGCUCCAUCUUCCAUUUAUCAUAAUCGUAAUCACCCACCGUCUCUUUCUCCUUCCUCAUCUUCUUCCACACAUGGACACCAGCCUCCUGGCUCUUAUCCCCCAACUUCCCACAGCCAGCAGCCUCUUCCACCAUCCACACUUCCACCUAGUCAGACCCGGCCAGGGCAGUACCCCUCAUCCAAUCAGAGUCCUCCCACUACUCUCUCUCCACUUCCUAGUCCAUCAACAAAUCAAAUGGGAGGAUUUCCCACAUUUUCAUCAACUUCUGCACCGUCUGCAUCAGGUGCGGUCACAUCCUGUCUAUCUGGGUGCCGACCAGCUCCUUAUCAUGGCACUUUAAACAGUCACACUCCUUUUGCUGGUGCUUACCAUGGCAAUAGUAACCCUAGCAGCACUUCAGCUGCCAGCAAUCCAAAUAGCAACAAUAGUGUUAACAGUCACAUGCAGUUGCAUUCACCUACACCCUCCAAAAUCCAACCACAUCUCUGCAACCCUGUUGGCCCACCCAGUAAUACACCCACUGGUGCUGACGGCCAAUCCGAAUCGUCAUCUUGUUCUUUGCCACCACCUGUCAUAAAGGAGGAACCAAUAGAGGAGAGGGAGGAAACUGAGAGUCCACCUUCUGUGCUCAGAAGCCCCUCGCCUGAGCCAAAGGUCAUCGAUAUUCCAAUUCAUGCUAGCCAAUCUGCACGGUUCCACAGGGUUCUAGAUCGUGGCAAUGGGAAUUCAUGUGUUCGCACUGACGUCAUCUUCAUCCCUCUGGAUGGAUCUAAACUCUGGAAAAAGAGAAAUGAGGCAAUCGAACGAGCCAGGCGUGAGGUGGAACAGAGAGCUCGGGACUUGAGAGAGAAGGAGAGAGAGCGAGAGAGGGAGAGAGAGAGGGAGAGAGAGAGGGAGAGAGACCUGGAGAGGCACUUACAGCAGAAGGACAGUAAUCCUGGAGCAGUUCCCCGUCAGGGCUCUUCUCUCUUCUUCUCUCCUUCCUCCACUAUUCUCAUGGAUCCUUCUUCCUCAUCCUCUUCUCCAUGCAUAAACCCCACCCACCACCCUGCCCACCACCCCGCCCACUCAAUCCACCCAUCUCAUGCCCACUCUCUCCACCCUUCCCUCUCUCAUUCAAUCCCUCACUCCCUUCUUCUACCUUCUGUUGGGGGUCUCGGUCCAUAUCUUGGACCUGAUACGCCAGCAUUGAGGACACUGAGUGAAUAUGCCCGUCCUCAUGCAAUGUCACCACUUGGCACGGCCAAUCGGGCUCCGCCCCAUUUUCACCCCCACCCCCAUCCGCAUUCACACCCUCACGUGCAUCCCUCUCUCUUCCUGUCCCAAUUCCAAAACCCUGCCCUUGCUCAUCCACACCACCUUCCUGCUGAUGCGGCCACCGCAGCAGCUAUCCUUGGAUUUCUUUACGGAACCGGCUUGGAAGGAGGCCACGGUCACCCUGGGGCAGGACCGGUGGCAGGGCCUGGCCCAGGAGGAAUGGCAGGGCUAGGGGCCGGACUUGGAGGGAUGGGGUUUCCGCACUCAGUGACUGCUCACAGGGAGCGAGUGAAGUCAGGGUUUGACUUUAAAAGCGAAUUUGACUCACAUACACACUCUCAUUCACACUCCUUACUGCUAGGAGGAGGGGCUGGGGGUGGAGCUCCAACCAGUGAGGUUGCCCUCUAUGGAACUCCUCCACCACCAGCUCCGCCCCCUCAAGCCCUUGCGACAGUUGCAAGAAAUCCGAGCGCUGUCCCUCAGACCUUGUCAACCCCACCAACUUCUUCUUUGUUACCGCCUUCCUUGCCAAGUCAUGCCCCUCCAACUGUAAACCCCAUAGGUCCUGCCGCUCCUCCUCCCCCUGCACCUCCCCCACCUCCUCCUGCACCCACGGCUUCUUCUCUCCAUCACCCCUCAUCUCACUCCUCCCAUCCUACCCAACCCUCAGCCCCUGAAGGUUACUCCGCCCCGAGUCGGACUCCACCUAGCACAGAGAGAGCGAGGAGCGUGGAGAGAGAGAGGGAGAAGGAGAGAGAGAGAGCACUGCCAGGUGGAGACAGGGAAAGAGGAGCCCCAGCAACCCCAGCCGGGGGUGGAACCUCAGGAGGAGGUGGGGCUUCAGGAGGAAGUGGAGCAGGAGAGUCUCUGGGGCGACUGCAAAUGCUAAAUGUGACUCCACAUCAUCACCAGCACUCACACAUUCACUCUCACCUGCAUCUACACCAGCAAGAUACAGCACCUAGCAGCGUGCACCCGCUCAUUGAUCCGUUAGCGACGGGAGCUCCGUUACCACGGCUACCGUAUCCAGGAUCCAUCAUCACACACCCGCUCACAGAGAGCGACGUACUGCGACAGCAACUCUUCGGCGCUCCGUUCCGUGAUUUACCCCCCCACUCCUCCAUGCAUCAUCAGAACACAGAGCUACAGAUCCAGAGACUCGCGCUGGAGCAGCAGUGGAUCCAUCACCACCAUCACUCUCUCACACAGGAAGAGUAUUACAGCCACCUGAAGAAGGAAAGCGACAAAACGCUGUGAGCGCCGAACCGGGCGAUGGAGAAACACGGGAAAGUGCAAAUACACAAAUGAAGGAAGUGACAGGAGUGAUCACGAUCUCUUGACACACAACACUAACACGACAGCGACGGUCCGACAGUCUGAGUGCGCAAUUCUGACACGUUGUUUAUCAAACACUAAGGUUACAGUCAUAUUACUUCGACACGGCAGUACAGUGCGUUAUGAUUGGCUGAGAACGACCACACACGAUAACGCAAAUACUUGUUUCUGAUUGGCUCACAGGUGAUCAUCAUAUUACACUAACAUUGUCUAAAAUAGCCGACAAUUAGACUGUGUGCAGAAGUUUGACUUCAGUCCAAGACGUAUGUCGGGUAUUUGUGUAGGAAAUAAUUUUCGGAUUUAGACUAGAUUUUUAAGCCUGAAAAAAAGCAGAGGAAUAAAGUGGGUUGCUCUUUGAGGGUGAAAUAAGUUGUCGAAAAAUUUUAUAGAUGAUUACUAAUAUUAGUUUAAUAUACUGCUUAUCUAAAAGCUAUUAAUAGUAAUUCCCUCAUUUUCUCUUGAAGUUAAUAAAACAAUAAAACAACAACAAAAAGCAGCCACAAAGAACGAAUCUAUAUGUUCUGAAGACUUUCAUGUAGUGGAAAACCUAAAGAUUACAAGAUUAUUGUUUACAAACCACAGACCCUGGAGAAUUUUAUUGUUAAAUAAACAAGACGUUUAAGAGAAUGUCACCAUACUGGCAGGCAGUUUUUAAUUUGUUAGAACAGCCUGCUAUUUUGCUUUUUCAAAUUCGACUGAGUAGAACAUCAUCCAGAUGAAUCAUAUGAAUUUGUUGUUGCUACAGAAACUUAGAGCUUCUGACCAAUCAGAACGGAGAAUUUGCCAGCGCUGUGGUUUAUGUAGUUUAAGUUUAUGAAUUAAGAAAUCCCCUUUAAAUGGCACUCUGUACUGUAGAUCAUCUACGCAAAGCAUGAAUUUCAGGGUAAAAUACACUAUAUUGCCAAAAGUUUUGGGACACCCCUCCAAAUCUUUGAAUUUAGGUGUUGUUUUUCAGGGGUUGGGCUCGGACCCUUAGUUCCAGUGAAAGGAACUCUCAAGACAUUGUGGACAUUUUCAACUCAACUCUGUGGGAACAAUUUGGGGAUGACCCCUUCCUGUUCCAACAUGACUGUACACCAGUGCACAAAGCAAGGUCCAUAAAGACAUGGAUGAGUGAGUUUGGUGUGGAGGAACUUGACUGGCCUGCACCUCAACCUGAUAGAACACCUUUGGGGUGAAUUAGACUGCGAGCCAGGCCUUCUCAUCCAACAUCAGUGCUUGACCUCACAAAUGCUCUUCUAGUGGAACGAGCCAUAAACACACUCCUAAACCUUGUGGAAAUCCUUCCCAGAAGAGUUGAAGCUGUUAUAGCUGUAAAGGGCGGGAGACAACUCCAUAUUACAUUCAUGUGCAUGUAAAGGCAGAUGUCCCAAAACUUUUGGCAAUAUAGUGUAUUUGAAUCCUCAUCCAACAAAAUACACUUCUUAUAAUCACAGAUCAGAUAGAUAGAUCUGAGAGAUACCUGGGUCUUCCCGUAAAAUUUUUAAAGGAUGUCUUUCACACGAAAAAUGAAAGACAGGAAACUUGUUUACUAGAAAAGCACGCAAAGAAAGUCAAAUCAUCUGCUAAAUCUGCAUUAGCUGUUCAGUUUGGUCUACACACCCUAGCUAGCUAUGUGCGGAACUUUAGCUAGUUAGGAAGUUCUCAAGUCUGUAGAUUGUUUAGAAAAAACAGUCGAAGUUGGCCGAAACAUUAACGUUUAUCAGUACGUUUUUGCCUCAAAUGAUGAGAUUUUUUUAUAUCUAGUUUUACAUUUAUAUCCCAAGAAUGCAUUGUACUGUGUCAAAUUUCACUGAUGUCAACGUUCACUAACGAACACCUUCGAAAAUGGGUGUGUGAGACGUGAAUAAGGACAAAGGUUUGAUAAGUGAUGUCAUAAAGUCAUUGUAGUGCACUCAGAUGUUGAGAUCCUGCAAAAUCAGACUUUCUCUUUUUUUUGUCUUUGCAUGUAGCUAUAAACAAAUAAACAAACAAACAAAAAAAAAAGCCCUAACAUUUUAAUUUUUGGGCUAAUACUUAAAAAAAAAAAAAAAAAAAGUACUUUUUUUUUCCUAGUGACUCGCCCCGAGGGAGCGAGCGUGUACUCGAGUGUGCAUGUGUACCUACACUCCGCUCUCAUACACCCUUUCUUUGUAGUAUUGUUCUUAAUUAUUAUGAUUAAUAUCAAUGUGGUCAAUGUUUGUUAAUAAUUAUGUAAUUAUAUAAACAUAUUAUUUUGUGUUUUGACAUAUUUUUUUACAUUUUCAUGGUACCGUUUAUUUUUUAUUUUUAUUUAGAAUUUUACUUGUGUGGGGGGGGGGAUUAAAAAGGAGAAAAAAAAAAUC
Molecule: messenger RNA, 7376 nt
Organism: Hemibagrus wyckioides
Lineage: Eukaryota; Metazoa; Chordata; Actinopteri; Siluriformes; Bagridae
Gene: atn1
Product: atrophin 1
Exons: 10
Coding region: 403-4974 (1523 amino acids)
Cellular component (GO): nucleus
Molecular function (GO): transcription corepressor activity
Source: RefSeq, a predicted model, not a curated record